Molecule: messenger RNA, 2882 nt
Organism: Belonocnema kinseyi
Lineage: Eukaryota; Metazoa; Arthropoda; Insecta; Hymenoptera; Cynipidae
Gene: Ephrin
Exons: 5
Coding region: 881-1897 (338 amino acids)
Biological process (GO): axon guidance; ephrin receptor signaling pathway
Cellular component (GO): plasma membrane
Molecular function (GO): ephrin receptor binding
Source: RefSeq, a predicted model, not a curated record
GACGCGUUCGCGAUUCCAAACGAGAAGGUAUUGCGUUCGAGCUUGUCGUCGAAACACGAGCGCCGUGUACUUCAAAACUUACCUCCGUGUUUCGGUAUCGCAAAAUAAAAAAGUUUUUUAGUGAAAUUUAUUCUCCUACGAAAUAAGGUGCACCGGAAAAAUCUCGCGAGUGUUUCCUACUGGAUAAAAGUUUAAAAAAAUGAAACCGAAAGUACGACGCUGAUCAGUUUCUUCCAUCUUCGUGUCAUGAGGAGGAGACACAGGUCUCCUCCAAAACAAAGUAAACCAUUAAAGUGUUGUUACAGUGAUUUUGUGAAUAAAUAAAAAUAGUUUUCAAAAGUGGAUUAUUUUGAAAAAAGGAAUAUCUUGUGAGAAACGAUUGAGUGGAUAGUGUGAUCACUGAACACAGUUCAGGGAACAAAAAGCUUUCGUCGCACAUUCAGCGUCGGCAGUCUCGCGUGCCGCAAAUUUGUGAAGAUCCAGAGGAUUCUGGGAUAAGUUUUCUAAAAAGAGGACUAUUUUGGGAGAGUGAACAAAUGAGAGCGGAGGCGAAAACCGGCGAAGGAGGCUCAAGCGGCAGGUGGCCCGAUGGGAGAAAUUUCCAAAUUUUCACCGACCCCAGGGAUUAGAAAUUCAGAAACUUUGGAUUAACACUAGUUCAGUUGGCGAAAAAGCCAAUUGAAUUCUAAUCUUUUAACACCGACCUUUUUUUCGAGGACACGAGAAGGAUUUAAAAGUGGCGUUUAUCAAAGGAAUUACGAAAUUCGGCGAGAAUAACCCGAAAAUUGAAGUGUGUGGAUGUGGCUGUUUAGUGUUGAAAGGUGGUGGACGGCGACGGAAGUGCUGUGUGCGUUGAUAGUUGAGGGCGGUGGUUAUUACAAUGGUUUCCACGUCUUUUGUGACCCUGGUGUUCCUUGUGUGCCUUCAAACGGUUUUACUAUCAACCGUGAGCAACUGUGCGAAAACAAUCAGUAUGUACUGGAACACCACAAAUUCGAUAUUUCGAAUAGACAACACAGACCACAUAAUAGACGUGAACAAGAACAACGCAGCGUUCGAGUACGACCAAGUGAAUAUAAUCUGUCCUGUGUAUCAACCUGGGACGUACGAUGACGAAGCUGAAAAGUACAUUAUUUAUAAUGUGUCGAAGGAGGAGUACGAAACGUGUCGGAUAACGAAUGCGAGUCCGCGGGUAAUAGCAAUCUGCGACAAACCAUUCAAAACGAUGUAUUUCACCAUCACCUUCAGGCCGUUUACGCCACAACCUGGAGGCCUCGAGUUCCUUCCUGGACACGAUUACUACUUUAUCAGCACCUCCUCCAAGGACGAUUUGCACAGACGCAUCGGUGGACGAUGCACCACCCACAACAUGAAGGUCGUCUUCAAGGUCUGCUGCAACAACGACGCAGACACCUCAUCCUCAGCUACCUCCCGCAACAACUCCGUUGCGGUAACCAGCAGCACAGUUGCCAGCAGCAGCUCAACCACCGCAAUUUUGGGUGGAGGAAUAGCGGGUAUGCCUGCACUAACACCACCAAACGUUCACAAAGAUCGAUACUACCCCGGAGGCAACAUCCAUCAUCAUCACGAUCAUCAUCAGCCAGCCACGGUGUCGCCCACUCUAUCCGACGUACCCCCUCCAGUUAUCUACCCAGCUUAUCCACCUCAAGUUGCACUACCACCAAACUACAAAGGAUCACCGUCCUCACCGUCUAAGACUUCGAUCCAGAAGAAAAAGAACAAGGAGUACUCAGAUCACCCGAACGAAGUUGUAAAGAACGAAGAGCUCACAUACAACAGUGGGACUACAAGUAUGCGACAUGAUCGGAUGCAGCAGCUCUCCUUACUGGCAGGGACGCUUCUGGUCACCCUGCUUCUGACCAAUUUACUACGGUGAAGCAACUGCCGACCGAAUUGAAGUGUCGAACCCCUUCUUCUGUGAUUAUCCUACGUUUAAUUAAUUUCCACGAUCGUUUGGACUUUCUCGAUCGUGAAGAUUCGAGUCGCGGGGACGCGAUGUUAAACAUGCCAGCGAUCGUUAUGUGAAAAGCGCGCGCCUCCCGGGUGGGAAUGAAGUCGAAAGAGGAUGCGUCGAAAAACGAGCAACAGGCCAUAUUACGAUUAAACGAGAAAUUUAAUUUAAAAAAGACAAAAAGAAACAAAUGAAAAACAGUACUACUACUACUACAACUAGGCACUACCAUAGUAGUAAGCCCACUAAUAUUACUACCAUAAAGCGGUAGUAUAUUGGUUGUCCUUUAUUAUCAUUACGCUAAUUCUAGGUAUUUAUUUAAAAUGCAAGAUCGAGCGUUUUGCGUGCUAAGUAUCCUCGAGCGACGACGACAACGACGACGAGGCACGACAAAAUAUUCAAUUUAAAUUAUAUAGGACGCUCGAAAACCACUACGUACAUCGUCGGCGGCGAAUGGCUCUUCCGCAAAAGACUGACAACGACUGAGGCGUGUGCAUUCCAUCCUCGUUCAUAUUCUUGAUGUAUCGGCCAAAGUGGCAAAACUUGGAUCAAACCUCGUUUACGUUAGAUAGUCCUUAUGGCCUACCAAAUUAUUUUUCCCACUCGUAUGUUAACGGAUCGCAAAUGUCUACUUUUUUUCUCUGAGAGAACCAAUCUCUUCAAAUUAGAGAAAUUGUUCUUUUACAGUUGAAAGUCGAUAUCUGCCGUACGAAAAUUCUCAAAAGACUGUAAAUGUUAAUCAUAAAUGUUAGUAAGAUUCGCAAAAAAAAGCGAGUAGGAGACUGUGUCGAAGGGCCGUGCGCUCGACGCGCGGGUCGUGACAUGAUAUUUAGCACGCGUGUAAAUAAAUUCCUACGAAUAUGUGUACAACGGGCUCUUGGUCCUGGGAAAAAGAAAUCGUUUAUCGUUU